Cokeromyces recurvatus is the source of this 810-nucleotide messenger RNA. RefSeq lists its product as uncharacterized. The coding region runs from base 34 to 375 and encodes 113 amino acids. Lineage: Eukaryota; Fungi; Mucoromycota; Mucoromycetes; Mucorales; Mucoraceae. The record is from RefSeq and is a predicted model, not a curated record. The transcript has 3 exons.
UUUUCCCCUUCUUCCCUUUUACAUUAUUAAAUUAUGUUGACCAUUUCAACUUUGACACCUAAUGAGUUUCGCAUUAAUAUUAAAGUAAAAGUGAUUGAACUGCUUAUUACAUUAGAAACAAAGCAUGAAAAAUCUAAUUCUAUGAUUAUAAUUCACGAGUAUUUAGUAGGAGAUGAAUCAGGCUGCAUAAUCUUGAAUACAAAACAAGAAUUAAAAAUAGAUUCAACAUAUACUAUAAAGAACGGUUAUACAGAAACAAUAGAAGGUUAUUUAAGACUUUAUGCUGAACAUUUGGAACCAACAACAGCAUCACUUUGCAUAAAUGUUAAUAAUAAUCGUUCCUUUGUUCAUUUGGAACGAGAUAUUAAAUUGUAACUUUAUUCACUUUAUCCAUUUUAUCUACUUCUGUCUGUACAAGAUCUCUUGAACUUUUUAACACUUUAUGCAAUUGAAGUACAAGUAUAAUUUUAUUAUUGCCUUCUUGUCCAAUAAAUUGUCGAGGUUCAGGUAAACCUUUCGCAAUAUCUAUCAAUACCAACGAAAUAAAUUUUACUGUAUAUACUAUAUGUUUAUGAAUAUAUAUGUAUAUUUUUACCGUCAAAUGCAUUUAAUAUCUGUGGUCCAAAGUGUGGAAAGGCUCUAGCAAGAUGAACAAAGCCAGGUAUAGCUUUUAUCAAAUAUUCUGAGGGAACACAUGUAGUUGAUGGUUGACCUUCUCGAGUCACAGGAAAAGCAAUUCUUAGUAAACGUGGUAAAACAUGUUUUUCUGCCAUUAACAAGCUAUUGUUUUUUUUUUAAAGAGAAAAAAAA